AUGAUCAUUUUCCAUCACGCGCCUCCAGCUCCCACCCCUACACGACAAGAAACGAAGAAGCCAGGAGUAAAGAGUAACCAGAAACCUCUAGGUCAGCAGUUUGUGGUAUUUGGGGGCCAACAAUGUCCCUAUACAGAUGGCAUGCCACCGUUCCCGCCCACUUGGGAGGAGUCCGUCGCACUUCUAGUCCAACAAUACAUCCCCAAGGAUGAAAUCCCCCUCCUAGGAAACCUUGACGGACCAAGUUCCCGAAUUUGCGGCGGAUGGGUCCAGGCGCUAUUCCACGUGGAUCAGAGUAACGCGAACUUUGAGAGCAUGUUAUUACCUGCGGCCCGAGCCCUGACGCUGUCUAUGCUAGUGGCAGACAAUAACAGCCAACAACAGUACCUCAACACUUAUGUCGAUGCACUGCAAGGCAUCCGAUGUCGCCUAGCUGCACAGAAAGAAGUGACUGACAACGUCGCCGCUCUUGCUGGCAUGUGUCUUGCUGUGUCAGAGGUAUGCUCUAUGAGGGCUCUUGCACUCUUUCAGAUAUACAUGCUGACAAAACCAUGA
This is a messenger RNA of Plenodomus lingam JN3, 555 nucleotides long. Lineage: Eukaryota; Fungi; Ascomycota; Dothideomycetes; Pleosporales; Leptosphaeriaceae. The record is from RefSeq and is a predicted model, not a curated record.